This is a messenger RNA of Chanos chanos (milkfish), 3858 nucleotides long. It is a transcript of the gene egln1a, whose product is annotated as egl-9 family hypoxia-inducible factor 1a. Gene Ontology annotation, cellular component: cytoplasm; nucleus. The record is from RefSeq and is a predicted model, not a curated record. The transcript is spliced from 5 exons. Gene Ontology annotation, molecular function: L-ascorbic acid binding; ferrous iron binding; peptidyl-proline 4-dioxygenase activity. Bases 273 to 1364 code for a protein of 363 amino acids. Gene Ontology annotation, biological process: peptidyl-proline hydroxylation to 4-hydroxy-L-proline; cellular response to hypoxia. NCBI's taxonomy places the organism in Eukaryota, Metazoa, Chordata, Actinopteri, Gonorynchiformes, Chanidae.
UUGUAACAUCGACUGAUCUGAAGCCUCAUGACCCCCUUAAAUGCACCUUUCGACUCCACAUGCUUUGUGUCAGAUCAUCUAAUUAAGUGCAAUUUGUAGUUUUUGUAAUGAAACUGUGAACAGUAGACAAGUGAGACGUUGGUUUUCCGUUUCACUCGUUGCAGUGUGGCUCACCGUGGAGGAGGAUCACUCCCAAACUUAUCGGUAGAAGACCGCGUGGAAAGUAUUGGCUUUAAAGGGACCCUGCAAACCACAUACUGAGCGCUAUCGAUAUGGAAAAGAGUAACACACUGGAUUCAGAUCGGGACAGGCAAUACUGUGAGCUUUGCGGGAAAAUGGAAAAUCUUUUGAAGUGCGGUCGCUGCCGAAACUCGUUUUACUGCAGCAAAGAGCAUCAGAGACAGCACUGGAAAGAGCAUAAACUGAUCUGUAAAGAGGCCGAGAAGACACAGGUAACAAACCAACCUGUCAAAACUCCACAGCAACCACAGGAUGACAAGGGGGGCUCUGAACCGCUGUCACAGAGGCAAGGCGAUGUCACGACGGAGGGGCGAACGAAAGAUUUAAUUAAUAGUGCGAAAGAAGGUGACAGCAAACAGCCAGGGGACAGUAUCAGUAACAACGCAAAACCAAAUGAAAUAAAUCAAAUGAAUUCCCAUCUGCCAAAACUUGCCACUGAAUAUAUUGUUCCAUGUAUGAACAGACAUGGCAUAUGUGUUGUCGAUAACUUUCUCGGUGAAGAAAUUGGACAGUGUAUACUGAAAGAUGUAACAGCCCUUCAUAAAACGGGAAAAUUUUCCGACGGUCAGCUGGUUAGUCAAAAAACGGAUUCUUCCAAAGACAUACGAGGGGACAAAAUAACGUGGAUUGAAGGGAAAGAACCUGGUUGUGAGAAGAUACGCUUUUUAAUGAGUCGCAUGGAUGACCUAGUCAGACACUGUAACGGUAAACUGGGAAACUUCGAAAUAUAUGGCAGGACCAAAGCCAUGGUGGCUUGUUACCCUGGAAACGGAACAGGAUAUGUGCGGCAUGUGGAUAACCCAAACGGAGAUGGGAGAUGUGUCACAUGUAUUUAUUACCUUAAUAAGAAUUGGGAUGCCAAGAAACAUGGGGGUCUUCUGCGGAUCUUUCCGGAAGGUAAAGCUCAAUUUGCGGACAUUGAGCCCAAGUUUGACCGCUUGCUCCUCUUCUGGUCCGAUAGACGGAACCCUCACGAAGUACAGCCUGCCUAUGCUACUAGGUAUGCCAUAACGGUGUGGUAUUUUGAUGCAGAUGAGCGAGCUCGAGCAAAAGAGAAAUACCUAACAGGGUCAGGUGAGAAGGGAGUGAAAGUGGAGCUGAACAAACCGUCCGAACCCAGCUAAUCUAAAGCUAACCUUGAUCAAAACAGAACCUUCAAGUGCUCUGCUCGUAAGACAAAAGGAAUCAUUGAAAAAGUGUCAGUAUGACAGAGUGGGAGAUUGGAUACUCAGAAAAGAAACCUACAGACUUCACCGAUUUAACUGAACUUUCUGUCAAACACGGCUGAACUUCGGACAUGGAAUAUGAAGUUAUUUUACUCACAAUGACUCUGCGUUUUUUUUUUUUUUGUUUUUUUUUUCCUUGUUGGUUUUAUGUAAAGUAAGCAUAAAUGUAAUCAGUCAAGGCAAAUGCUUCACAAUAUGGACAUUUGUCUCAUCUUCAUGUUCUGGUUUUUCAUUUACGUUGAAAGGCGUAAAACAAUACACACCUUGGUUCAUUCUACAAACAAAAGACAUAAGCUGUAUUGCUGUAAAGGCAUUCUGAGCUUGUGAGGAAAAACCUGACUAGGACCAAUUUCAUGCAUUGUGUCAGUUUUAAAGCUUUGCUGUGUUAUUUCAAGUCAAAGUGAUUGCUCUUCUACCACUAAGUGGUGUCAGACAGAUUCUUUGCACAUACAAACACGCAUUACGUAACGUACUUGUAAAUCUUGUAUGUCUAUCAGCCUGCAAUACUGAGGAUCGUGGGGAUGCCCUUGAACAUUAGGGUCUCUUGAUCUAUGCCUAUAUGUGUCACUGUUUUGUUAGUGCAUUACUUUGUGAACAAAAAAUCACAUUUAACUGGGGCUGCCACACUAGUCACUAGUGUCUUAAUCAAAAAUGUAUUAUGCUCAUUGUGCCAUCUAGUGGUCACUAAAUAUCGAUUGCAUUUCCUUUGCAUUUUCUUGAUAUUUGGGGCAUUUUUCUCUGUUUUUUUCCCUCUCCUUCAUUUUAUCCUGACUCAGAAUCAUUCCUGUUCACAACCCAAAACAUAUUCAGUCACUGUAAGUUGGAUGAAUAAUGUGGACAGAUCAGUAAUUUUGAGACUCAGAACACAGCUUCUUGAGUUAAUUUUACAGGUCACAUUGGAGCUGUCCUGUUUAAAUGAAUAGUGGUACCGUGGUUAUCUCAGCCUUUUAGGACGUUGUUCCAGGUAUUGGUCCUUUGUGUUACAGGGUAUAGAUAGGCUCUGUGUUUAAGCCUACAAAGAGGUAAUCAGUCUACGCUGAGCUGCUUUUGACCUCUUAACUCAGGACAGCCCACAUUACUCAGAUAGGACAUUUGGAGUGCACUGUGCCAUAGCCUAGACAUACUGUAAAGGGCUUUGAUAUUUUGUAUGUUUAGACAGCAGUUUCUCCUACAGAGUACCUAUCGACUUAAGUGUUCCUUAGAUAUUCUUUGGACUGCCCCCUUGUGCACUGGAGGUAACAGUACUUAAAAGACAAGUAGUGUCAAGACUGAGAAAGACAUAUUGAAGGGCAUAAGGGAAAUUGUCCAAAUGGUCCAAUGCAGGGUGAUUAGAACACUCCACACUGUGAGGGAUUAGGUAAUGGAGCGAACCUUUUGCUUUAUGGCGUUUCAAGGCUAUAGAUGAGCAACAUUGGAGCACUAAUUUAUCUGUAGUGAAUUACUUCACUGUAUAUAACAACUAAUAAUGUUUGUGUAUAUUGAAUCUGACUGAAACAUUUUGAAAAGUAAAGAGACUUUAGCACAUCUUUGUAUAGACACUGAAUGUCCUGUACUAUCCCUCAUGAUAACAGUGCUUCAUAACAUUGUUGUUAAGUAGGUGUGACAUCCCUUACAAUGUACUACCACCAAGACAGGCUGAUUUUUAUUCAUUUUUAAUAUUUAAAAAAAAAAAAAAAGCCUGAUGCAUGCCUAACCAUUUAUUACAUCAUAGGAAGGCAUUAUGAUAUCAUACAUAGUUACAACAACUAAUAUUAUUUUAUAGACAAUGAUUUAAAGUGCUACAGAAUUAUGACAUCUGUUCUAAGACUUCAGUACUAUGGCAACAUGCAAAGGGUUUUUGAAUUUUGUGAAUUCUCCCAUUCAGUCAAGAGUAUAGUGUGUAUACACUGUAAGUACCAGAGUUUGUUGUAAUUAAUUUAUCUCCAGUUGUGUGAAUCAGGGAAUGGUAUGCUUGACUAGGCUGAAAUUUGUAUACAGUACAAUAUAAAUAGCAGAACUCCUAUUUACCCUCACCUUGAUUGAUUGUCUUAGAUGUUCAUUCAGAAGUAAAAACAUCAAUGCUAGGUGCUCAGGUAAACAGCAUGUUAAAUAUUCACCAAUGAAAAGCAGCACUUUGAUUCGCUCAUCACUAGAUCCAAGUUGAUUUGUUCAGACUCCCUUAUUUAAGAUUGCGUCUGGCUGCUCACAUCAUCUUUAUCUCCUUAGCAGACUAGCAAUCAUGCAAACCUAUUGCUUAAUGCAGUGACUCUUUAGAGUGAGAAAUGGUUAAGACAUGAUGUUUGUACAGAACAUAAACUGAUACACCCAAAUGCAGUAUUACAUUUGGUCAAAUAAACUCAACAUUGUGAUGUAAAGAUGUCUUGUACGUAGUGUGUAAUAACUUCUAAAGUUC